Molecule: messenger RNA, 8011 nt
Organism: Odocoileus virginianus texanus
Lineage: Eukaryota; Metazoa; Chordata; Mammalia; Artiodactyla; Cervidae
Source: RefSeq, a predicted model, not a curated record
GGGGCUGUGGCUUCGGUGCCUGGGAAGCCGUGCGCGUCCCCCGGCGGCGGCAGCAGCGGGAGGCAAGGGGCGCCGCGGAGGAGCCGAGCCCGCCGAGCCGGGCGCUCUAUUUCAGCGGGCGAGGCGAGCAGCUGCGCCUGCGAGCCGACCUCGAGCUGCCCCGGGACGCGUUCACGCUGCAAGUGUGGCUGCGAGCAGAGGGGGGCCAGAGCUCUCCGGCGGUGAUCACAGGGCUCUAUGACAAAUGUUCUUAUGCCUCACGUGACCGAGGAUGGGUCGUGGGCAUUCACACCGUCAGUGACCAAGGCAGCAGAGACCCACGCUACUUUUUCUCCUUGAAGACAGACCGGGCCCGGCAAGUGACCACCAUCAAUGCCCACCGCAGCUACCUCCCAGGCCAGUGGGUGUACCUGGCUGCCACCUACGACGGGCGGCUGAUGAAGCUCUACAUGAACGGUGCCCAGGUGGCCACCUCGGGGGAGCAGGUGGGCGGGAUCUUCAGCCCCCUGACCCAGAAGUGCAAAGUGCUCAUGCUGGGAGGCAGCACCCUGAACCACAACUACCGAGGCUACGUGGAGCGCUUCAGCCUGUGGAAGGUGGCCAGGACGCAGCGCGAGAUCGUGCUGGACAUGGGGACCCGCGGCCCCCAGGGCCCUCUACCUCAGCUGCUCCUGCAGGAGAACUGGGACAAUGUGAAGCGGGCCUGGUCCCCCAUGAAGGACGGCAGCAGCCCCCACGUGGAGGUCAGCGGCGCCCCCGGCUUCCUGCUGGACACCAGCCUGGAGCCGCCGUUGUGCGGGCAGACGCUCUGCGACAGCCCCCAGGUCAUCGCCAACUACAACCAGCUGCCGCGGCUCCGCCGGCCCAAGGUGGUGCGCUACCGCGUGGUCAACCUCCACGACGACGGCCGGGAGAACCCCACCGUGAGCCGGCAGCAGAUCGACUUCCAGCACCGGCAGCUGGCCGAGGCCUUCAAGCACUACAACAUCUCCUGGGAGCUCGAGGUGCUGGAGGUGAGCAACUCCUCGUUGCGCCGCCGCCUCAUCCUGGCCAACUGCGACAUCAGUAAGAUCGGGGACGAGAACUGCGACCCCGAGUGCAACCACACGCUGACCGGCCACGACGGCGGGGACUGCCGCCACCUGCGCCACCCCGCCUUCACCAAGAAGCAGCAGAACGGGGUGUGCGACAUGGACUGCAACUAUGAGCGCUUCAACUUCGACGGCGGGGAGUGCUGUAACCCCAACAUUACCGACGUCACCAAGACGUGCUUCGAGCCCGACAACCAGCAUAGAGCAUACGUGGAUGUUAAUGAGAUGAAGAACAUUCUUAGACUGGAUGGAUCGACACACCUCAACAUCUUCUUUGCAAACUCCUCGGAGGAGGAAUUGGCAGGAGUAGCAACUUGGCCAUGGGACAAGGAGGCCCUGAUGCACUUAGGUGGCAUCGUCUUGAAUCCAUCUUUCUACGGCAUCCCUGGGCACACCCACACCAUGAUCCAUGAGAUUGGGCACAGCCUGGGCCUCUACCACAUCUUCCGAGGCAUCUCGGAAAUCCAGUCUUGCAGCGACCCCUGCAUGGAGACCGAGCCCUCCUAUGAGACCGGAGAUCUCUGCAGUGACACCAACCCAGCUCCGAAACACAAGUUCUGCGGUGACCCGGGGCCAGGGAACGACACGUGCGGCUUCAACAGCUUCUUCAACACUCCAUAUAACAACUUCAUGAGCUACGCAGAUGACGACUGCACGGACUCCUUCACGCCCAAUCAGGUCGCCAGGAUGCACUGUUACCUGGACCUGGUGUACCAGGGCUGGCAGCUCUCCAGGAAGCCGGCGCCCAUCGCCCUCGCCCCCCAGGUCGUGAGCCACACGGCCGACUCUGUGAUGCUGGAGUGGUUCCCUCCCAUCGACGGCCACUUCUUUGAAAGAGAAUUGGGAUCAGCAUGUGACCUUUGCCUGGAAGGGAGAUUCCUGGUGCAGUACGCCUUCAACGCCUCCUCCCCGAUGCCCUGCGGCCCAUCGGGACACUGGAGCCCUCGGGAAGCAGAAGGUCAUCCAGAUGUUGAGCAGCCCUGUAAGUCCAGCGUCCGCACCUGGAGCCCCAAUUCAGCCGUCAACCCACAUACGAUCCCUCCAGCCUGCCCUGAGCCCCAAGGCUGCCACCUUGACCUGAGAUUCCGCUACCCCUUGGUCCCCGAGUCUUUGACCGUCUGGGUGACCUUUGUCUCCACUGACUGGGACUCUAGUGGGGCUGUCAAUGACAUCAAACUCUUGGGUGUCAGUGGGAAUAACAUCUCCCUGGGGCCUCAGAACAUCUUCUGUGAUGUCCCGCUGACCAUCAAGCUCCGGGAUGUGGGCGAGGAGGUGUAUGGCGUCCAGAUCUACACGUUGGAUGAGCACCUGGAGAUUGACGCGGCCAUGCUGACCUCGGUGGCAGACAGCCCACUCUGCCUGGAGUGUAAGCCACUGCGGUACAAGGUGGUGCGGGACCCUCCUCUCCGGGUGGACGUGGCCUCCACCCUGCACUUCGGUAGAAGGUUCACAGACACAGAUGUCCAUCUUGGCAGUAUGUACCAGUAUUGGGUCAUUGCUAUUUCAGGAAAUGAAGAGAGUGAGCUGUCACCUGCUGCCACGUACAUCCACGGAAGUGGGUACUGUGGUGAUGGCAUCGUUCAGAGAAGCCAAGGUGAAGAGUGUGACGACAUGAACAAGAUCAGUGGGGAUGGCUGCUCCCUCUUCUGUCGGCAGGAAGUCUCCUUCAACUGUGUUGAUGAACCCAGCCGGUGCUAUUUCCAUGAUGAAGUCAUAUUUGGGGAAAGCACUCCAUUUGGGAUAUACCACUGGCAUUCAAUGGUGUGUCGGACCAAGGUGAUCGAUCUCAGCGAAGGCAUCUCCCAGCACGCCUGGUACCCUUGCACCAUGAGCUACCCGUAUUCCCAGCUGGCUCAGACCACUUUCUGGGUCCGGGCAUACUUUUCUCAACCAAUGGUCGCUACCGCCGUCAUCGUCCACCUGGUGACCGAUGGGACCUACUAUGGGGACCAAAAGCAGGAAACCAUCAGCGUCCAGCUGCUUGAUACCAAAGAACAGAGCCACGAUCUAGGCCUCCACGUCCUGAGCUGCCGGAACAAUCCCCUGAUUAUCCCUGUGGUCCAUGACCUCAGCCAGCCCUUCUACCACAGCCAGGCGGUACGCGUGAGCUUCAGUUCACCCCUGGUCGCCAUCUCGGGGGUGGCCCUCCGCUCCUUCGACAACUUUGACCCCGUCACCCUGAGCAGCUGCCAGAGAGGGGAGACCUACAGCUCUGCGGAACAGAGCUGUGUGCACUUCGCAUGUGAGGCCGCAGACUGCCCAAAGCUGGCUGUGGAGAACGCUUGGCUCAACUGCUCUGGCGGUGACGGCUACCACGGCGCCCAGUGCACUGUGCGCUGUCGGACCGGCUACGUGCUCCAGAUUCAGCGGGACGACGAGCUGAUCAAAAGCCAGACAGGACCCAGCGUCACGGUGACCUGUACGGAGGGCAAGUGGAGCAAGCAGGUGGCGUGCGAGCCGGUGGACUGCGGCGUCCCGGACCAGCACCACGUCCACGCCGCCUCGUUCUCCUGCCUCGAGGGCACCACCUUCGGCAGCAAGUGCUCCUUCCAAUGCCGCCACCCGGCGCAGCUGAAAGGCAACAACAGCCUCCUGACCUGCAUGGAGGAUGGGCUGUGGUCCUUCCCGGAGGCUCUGUGCGAGCUCAUGUGCCUGGCUCCGCCCCCGGUGCCCAACGCGGACCUCCAGACGGCCCGGUGCCGCGAGAGCAAGCACAAGGUGGGGUCAUUCUGCAAGUACAAGUGCCGGCCUGGAUACCAUGUGCCCGGCUCCCCCCGGAAGUCAAAGAAACGGGCCUUCAAGACCCAGUGUACCCAGGAUGGCAGCUGGCAGGAGGGAGCUUGUGUUCCUGUGACGUGUGACCCUCCUCCACCGAAAUUCCACGGGCUGUACCAGUGCACCAAUGGCUUCCAGUUCAACAGUGAAUGCAGGAUCAAGUGUGAAGACAGCGAUGCCACCCAGGGCCGCGGGAGCAACGUCAUCCACUGCCGGAAAGAUGGCACCUGGAGUGGCUCCUUCCAUGUCUGCCAGGAGAUGCAAGGCGAGUGCUCGGCCCCAGACCAGCUCAACAGCAACCUCAAGCUGCAGUGCCCUGAGGGCUAUGCCAUAGGGUCAGAGUGCACCACCUCCUGCCUGGACCACAACAGCGAGUCCAUCGUCCUGCCAGUGAAUGUGACCGUCCGUGACAUCCCCCACUGGCUGAACCCCACGCGGGUACAGAGAGUGGUCUGCACGGCUGGUCUCAAGUGGUAUCCUCACCCUGCCCUGAUUCACUGCGUCAAAGGUUGUGAGCCCUUCAUGGGAGACAAUUACUGCGAUGCCAUCAACAACCGAGCCUUCUGCAACUAUGACGGUGGAGAUUGUUGCGCUUCUACAGUGAAGACCAAAAAGGUCACACCCUUCCCCAUGUCUUGUGACCUACAGGGUGACUGUGCUUGCCGGGACCCCCAGGCCCAAGAACACAGCCGGAAAGACCUCCGAGGAUACAGCCAUGGCUAAGGAAGGACAAGGAGUUGUCAAAGAAUUCCCAACGCCAGGACCCGCAUCCCUUUGGUAUUGAUUUCACAGUCAGCUGCUCAACGGAAUGGCCUCUCCACACCAGGGAUCCUUAGCACCCAACCGGUCUGCCUUUAAUUUCACCCAGGAAGGACUCGUAGAGUGGGCGUGUGAACCAAGUCUCGCCAUGUUGGAUGAUGGAAUAGAAUCCCAUCUCAAAGUCUUAGAAGGAUUGCACAUACAGCGUGCAGUCCCUGAGCCUCCUAAAAUUCUAACCAUUUGUCACGUGACCACAGCGAGAAACAUAUUCUGUAUCUAGGAGUGUGCCCAUCUGUGGUUAGUACGCAUGCAUGCAUACGCACCCGUGCAAACAUCCGUGGGAGGGCAGUUUUGGAGACUGAGCAGAGAGAGACUGGGACAGACUCAAUCCUUCCUCUCCCAGGCUCUUAACCAACACUGUCCUUGGGAGAAAGAGAGUUACAGAAACUGCUAAGACCAAGUGUUAAAUGCCAAGGUAGCUCACACCCUGAGGCUUAUAGAAUACGUAAGGUGUGCCUGAGUGUGCAGUCCUUUGGGAUUGGAAGUGAAAUGGUCUCUGAUCACCUCCCUUCUAGGGAAGUAGGACCCGAGGAAGAGGUAAAGAAUCCAAGGUAUGCAAAGCCCCCAGGGUUCGAGGCCAGGCUGGAAAUGGCUUAGGAUUGCAAUGUCGAGGUAUUAUAACAGCCCCCGGCUUGAGGCCAUAAUAUCCCUCACAUCCCCCACAUCUUGCCUUGGGACCACACUUGCUGCUACUUUUCCAGCUGCUCUAUCCUAUACAUGAGUACCCCAAGGUGGUAGGACUAGGUUAGGAAAAACCCCCACACAACCAAACAGUCUGCCUUAAAAGUGACCCACAUUUCCCCACCACUCCUCACGUCUUAGUCCUUCUGCAAGGGAAAACCCCUCAUUGGCCCACGUGGUGAGAAGUGAAGGCCCCCCUGGGUGGGCUUCUCAUCCUGGAAGGGGACUGAGGGGCUUCCGAUGCUGGAACCCUCACCGAGAGUCCAGAAUGUCUAAGCCAGUGUUAGAUUUUACAAGCAAGAGGAACAGUGUUACAUUUCUAUGAUGUCAGAACCCUCCGGAAACUGUUGGGAUGGCAGGGACUCUUGGGUUAGCAUCCUUAUCCAAGUCUUCCUGCCCCUCCACGGCGAGAGCAGGCUUUGGGUCUGAGGACCUCAUUGUGCCCUGAGUAGCAAUAGUUCUGGAGCAGAGAAGCAUCUCGGAUGGGAUCCACACCUGGACUGUGUUCUAGACGGGCCUUCAGGGGAUAGCCCAAGGGUUUCCAGUCUCGGUCCCCACCCACCCAGCAUGGUCAUCAUGCCUUCCACAGAGCCUUCAGCUCCCAUACUCCCAUCGACCUCUGUCCCAGGGUGGCCCUUGCCUCCUCUCGCCCAUGUUCAGCCUCCAAAAGUUAAGAGGAAAUUAGCCAGAUGCUCACAGAAGCCCCCACCUCUUUGGGGUCCUCUUUGUUCAGCCAGUUAACCUGUCCACUCCUUUUGAAUUAGUAAGGGAGGUGAGGAAUACAGAAUGAGGUGGAAAGAAGGCUGACAUUUACCAUGAUCUCUGAAACUGAGAAAGCGAGGUGAUGGGAGGGUCUAAGAUAGAGAUAGUGCAUAAAUAUUGCCCCCAAUCAUCUCAAGUCUAGUGAAGACAACCAACCGAAAAACCAAUAGCAUAGACAUGGAAGGUACCAAGCAUGUGGCCGACUCUCCUCAUUCCUGCAUCCAACACAGUCGCUGUUCAUCAACUAGAGCCUUUUUUUUUUUUUUUCCAACGGGGACCAAAAAUAACUUCAGAAACCUUCCUACUGUUCUCUCUCCCAGCAGCAGCUAACUGCUGACCGAGAACACUUGAGAAGACGUCUGUUGGCCAUCUGUGGUCUGUUACAUUAAUAACUAUAUCAAGGUGCUUUUCGUACAGGUGCCCACAAAUAAGGACGCAGUGCUUAGAUAGUUUUGUGUGGCUUCUGCCAUGUUACAGUCUCCGAGAUUGGGUUCCAGGCAUGCCAUCGUUAAGGCCUGACUCAGAUCCAUUAUGUUUCCUUCUUACAAACUUGCAUCUCAUUUAUACUGAGGGCAUGGGGUUUUUUUUCCCUUUAAUUACCAGGGCCAAUCUUUGGCAAGAGAAUAAUAAUUGUAUAAGCAUCGAUUCCAUUUUGUAUCCCUCUCCAGUAUCUUAGAACUCUGGCUAAGUCUUCAAGUCCCCUCAUGCCCUUGCUGAGUUAUCAACCUGAGUGGUGCUAGAUAGGAAGGAACAAAUGAGGUAAGAUGUUAACAGAGUUGGCUCUCCCAGCUGCCUUUUUUUUUUUAACAUCAGUAAGUAGCGCAGAGAGCCUGGGAGACCUGAAGACAACAUUCCUGACGGUGGGGUGGCAGGAACCACAGCAGAACCUCACCAGCUUCCUUUUAGCCCACUCUCACGCUCUUUCCUCCUCCACUCACCCACAUUCUGCAGCUGACUUCUGCCUUCAGAGUCUCAGAUUGAUCAAGCCCUUCUCAGCAAAGCGUCUCCCAGUCUCCUCCUCACCAUCAUUCAAACCUGUUACUCACAAAUGCCUAUUUGCCAGGGAUAUUAGGUGGGAGAGGCUGCCUGGUGGGUGGGCAGCUUCAGUCCCACAUGCAAGGUGCCACUGAUAGGUCCUUCUCCUACCUUAGUGGAGGACGGUCGGCUCCAUGAAUGCAGUGCGCUGAUACUCAGCUUCAUUUGCUUUCUGGGGGUAAACUCACUCUCACCCCUUUAUCAACUUCAGUUUAGGGCGGCGGAGUACUCACAGGAGGCCUCUCUGCAGCACUGCUGUCUAUCAGCAACUCAGAGGUCCUAAAGCACUUGGAGGUUCUGAAGAUGGGUUAGCUUCUUCAGAACUUUCUCCAGAACAUGGAGGUUCUGAAGAAGGAUUCGCCUGUUAACAGCAAGAAAGAAAAGAUCAGGUGGACAGGUCGCCAAGCCUUCUCUUAGGAAGACUUUCUGAGCCUCAGCCCUACUGGCUGCCAGAGGGCCUGUGUUAUCCCCUAGAUUCUGUGCCAGCCACCUUUUAAGGGAAGACAACCCUUGGGAAGUCCAUUCUGGAGGCUGAACGGGGGGUGUUAUGAAAGGGGGAGAUGAGUGGUUGUAACUAGUAGGGCUCUGAGGAUGGAGGGUAUCAGCUGCUUCUCCUGGCUUCAGCAUGUUGAGUCACUGCCUAGACAGUGCUCUUGGUCUUUUUCCCGCCUUGGCCAAUGCUUCAAUGCUAUUUGUUGACAAUAAUUCUUUGAGACAGAUUCUGGCUACCUCCCUUCCAGGUUUGGUUUAACUUGGUUCUGUCAGUUUGUUAUAGGUCUUACCUGUGUUAAGAAAGGAAAGAAAGAGAGGAAGAAAAAGAGGAGGAAAGAGGGAAGGAAGAAAGGAAA